This is a messenger RNA of Diaporthe batatas, 1026 nucleotides long. RefSeq lists its product as uncharacterized. Bases 1 to 1026 code for a protein of 341 amino acids. The record is from RefSeq and is a predicted model, not a curated record. Lineage: Eukaryota; Fungi; Ascomycota; Sordariomycetes; Diaporthales; Diaporthaceae. Gene Ontology annotation, cellular component: nucleus. The transcript has 4 exons. Gene Ontology annotation, biological process: DNA repair.
AUGCCCUCUUCGUCGAGAAGGUCCCGCCCGACGGCCGACGACGCCGACGGAGAACAAAGGCCGCGGCAACGCCAGCGCCGCGAUGACCCAGAAAGCGAUGUUGACGAGGAAGAGGAAGCCGAAGAUGCAGAAGACGCCGAGGAUGGGGACCAGGUGGAGUCGGCAGACGGGCAGUUGAUCAAGAAGCUUGUCAGAUACGCCCUGGCUUGCGAUUUUGCUCGAGCACCAAUACGGAGGGAUGGCAUCAAGGAGAAAGUUCUGGGCGACCGCAGUCGGUCAUUUAGGAGGGUGUUCGACGGCGCGCAGAAGACCCUCCGCGCCGUGUUCGGCAUGGAAAUGGUCGAGCUUCCCGUGAGGGAUAAGCUGACCAAGGAGGAGAAGCGUAAAGCCGCAAAGUCCAAGUCCAAGUCCUCGAACUCCAACAGCUACAUCCUCGUGUCUGUGCUCCCCGAUGCCUACAAGACCUCGAAGAUCAUUGCGCCCUCCAAAUUCCUGAGCGCGGAAGAUGAGGCUGCCUAUGUGGCCUUUUACACGGUGCUCGUCUCGCUAAUCCGGCUCAACGGCGGCGAGAUGAGCGAUUCGAGACUGAAGCGCUACCUGCGGCGGCUCAAUGCGGAGACGAACUCCUUCCACAGUACGAAGACGGAAGACACACUCUCACGGCUGCAGAGGCAAGGCUAUCUGAUCAAGAACAUCGACAAGGAGGCCCGACAACACGGCGACGAGCAGGAGGCUACUACAUGGUACGUGGGUCCGCGGGGCAAGAUCGAAGUGGGCGACGAGGUCGUGGCCGGGGUGGUAAGGGAGGUCUGGGGCCAGCAAGACGACGACGAGCUCGAGUCCAAGUUGCAAAACAGCCUGCAGAUCCAAGAAAAGAAGGUGUCUGUACAGAACGGGGAUGCUGUGGGUGACGGUGCCUCGAAUGGUGGCAACGAGAGCGCUUCUGUGGACAACGGCGAGGGCCCAAGUAGGAGGAGAUCAGGGCGGCGGCGGCAAGUUGAGGAAGACCAGGACGAGGAAGAGUGA